AUGUUUACCCAAUUAUUGGCUGUUUUGUUCAGCUUGUUAACUUUGAGUGCUGCCUACUCUACAGAUGUUUUAGACACUUUAAGAAGAGAUUCUUUCAUAGCCAACGCUGCUUACUGUGUUGACCAAAUGAUCUUUUUGACUUCUGAAACUGGUCAAACCGCUUUAACUCAGAACUAUGGUUUGAACUUCACCACUGUUUUUUCUCCAAACUUUACUGAAGCUGAAGUCACUGGUAACUCCUUUAUUGCUGUCAACGAAAGCUCCAAGACCAUUUACGUUUCCUUCAGAGGUGGUGCUUCCAUCGGCGAUAUCUUUACUGACUUUGACUCUGAUGUCGUCUCCUACAAGCCAUUGUACUCCGUUCCAAAAACUACUUGUGAUGACUGUUUAGUCCAUGAUGGAUUCUACUCUCAAUUCAAAAAAUUCUCUGGAAGUGUUUUCAGUGGUUUGAUGACUAUCUACCAAAACAACACUGACUAUGAUGUCGUUGUUACUGGUCACUCUUCUGGUGGUGCUUAUGCCUUGUUGUUCGGUAUUGAAUUGAAAUCUUUGGGUCACAGUCCAAGUGUUGUCACUUUUGGUAGUUUUAGAGUUGGUAAUGACAAUUUUGCUAAAUGGGUUAACAAGUUGUUUAGUGUUGAAGAUGCUGCUUCUUCAGUUGCUGCCAACAAGACUAUUGACCAAACCUACGUUAGAGUUGUCCAAAAACAAGAUGUUGUUCCAUACUUGCCAGCUGGUGAAAACUUUACCCAUGCCGGUUUGCAAUUCCAAAUCAACACUAACCAAACUUACUAUCCAACUAUUGAACAAGUUGAAUUUGAUUCCAACUACACUGUCUCAACUUUGGACUCAAGUUUGAGUGGUAACUUCUUUACUGACAUUUAUUCUUUGAAUUUGACUUUUACUGGUCAUACUUCUUACUUCAGAAGAAUGUCUUUGCCGUGUUUACAAGAUAGUAUUGUUUUUUAA
This is a messenger RNA of Saccharomycodes ludwigii, 969 nucleotides long. RefSeq names its product lipase family protein. The record is from RefSeq and is a predicted model, not a curated record. NCBI's taxonomy places the organism in Eukaryota, Fungi, Ascomycota, Saccharomycetes, Saccharomycodales, Saccharomycodaceae. The transcript has a single exon. The coding region runs from base 1 to 969 and encodes 322 amino acids. Gene Ontology annotation, biological process: lipid metabolic process.